AUGUCUUCUUCUUCUUCCCCUUCAGCCGAAGCAGGGCCUUCUACACCUUCAAAACCAAUGACAUUCGCCGACAUCAACUCCGAGUCGGAAUCGCCCAUCAAGACUCCUUCGUCUGUCAAGGUAAGCAAGAAGCAAACUGUCGAUCAGCUCAAAAAUGGUCUGAGGGAAUUGGGUUUGGACACCAAAGGGAAGAAAGAGACUUUAUGGCGCCGACUGGUCAAUGCAAUUCAUAAAGCUUCAUUACGAGAUCCCCUUAACGACGAUUCAGAUGACGAAGAAUACCUCACACCUGAUUCAGAUACACCAAUCAAUAUACGUAUCCUGAAACAGACAUAUAAGAGUUUCCUAUGUUUCGAUGUGGAAGCUACUUGUAGACCUGGUAAGGAAUUUGAUUGGCCUAAUGAGAUCAUUGAGUUCCCAGUUGUCCUUCUUCAGUGGACAGACCCAGACCCAACAGGUAAAAGGGUACUUCACAAAGUAGAUCAAUUCAGAUCAUAUGUUAGACCUACUUGGAGUCCAAUCUUGACGGAUUUCUGUAAAGAUCUGACUGGAAUCUCUCAGGAAACGGUCAAUAAAUCACCGACUUUCCCUCAGAUGCUUAAGGUAUUCGAAAAAUGGUUAGAUAAGUGGGAUCUGAGGGAUGAUAAGGGUUUGAAAGAUGCCUUGUGGGUGACUGAUGGACCUUGGGAUUUACGUGAUUUUGUACCCAAACAACUCCACAUAACACCGCCUAACCCAUUCCCGAACUACUUUCAUGGUCCAUACCUCAAUCUCAAAUUUGCCGUCCAAUCUGUCCUUUCAGAACUCCACCGCCGGUCAUCGUACGCUGCUGAACACCCUAAAGAUCCACCCAACAAACGCGCUUUGAGCGUCAUCACCACUUCGAAAGUUGGUCAACUGGAGAAGAAGAAUGGGAAAUCAAAGGAUUACGGGAAAGGCAAGGGGUUUUAUUUCAAUAUUCCUGGUAUGUUGGAGGUGAUGGGCCUGGGAGGGUUUGAAGGGAGACAGCAUUCUGGGUUGGAUGACGCAACCAACAUCGCCCGUAUACUUAUCGCUCUAUCAGAAAAGGACGUGAUAUUCGAACCGAACGGGAUCCUCCAUCCACCAGGAAAAGGGAGGAGAUACCCCUGGAUGGGCGAAAGGGGUGAAGUCAACUGGGAAGAUUGGAUGAGUACGAAUAAACCUUUGGAAAAACCCACUAGCGGUGGAAUUGAUGAGGCUAAAGAAGCUUUAAGUGGGUUUGGAAAGAUAAACGGGAACAAGGUGGAGAAGAUGGAUAUAAUGGAGGAUGGAAAGGAUCAAGUGGAAAUCAAAGAUGAAGAAAUGGCGCAGAAAUUACAAUCGUUGGUGUUGGAUCCUGCACUUGUCGAUGAGGAUAAUCGAACUACGAUCGUAACUACGACCAUUAUCAAGGACAAGUCCAAUGCAAAGCUUUGA
Messenger RNA from Kwoniella botswanensis, 1437 nucleotides. RefSeq lists its product as uncharacterized. The record is from RefSeq and is a predicted model, not a curated record. Gene Ontology annotation, biological process: exonucleolytic trimming to generate mature 3'-end of 5.8S rRNA from tricistronic rRNA transcript (SSU-rRNA, 5.8S rRNA, LSU-rRNA). The coding region runs from base 1 to 1437 and encodes 478 amino acids. Gene Ontology annotation, molecular function: nucleic acid binding; 3'-5'-RNA exonuclease activity. Lineage: Eukaryota; Fungi; Basidiomycota; Tremellomycetes; Tremellales; Cryptococcaceae. The transcript is spliced from 8 exons.